CGCCGCCCGGGCUCUCCGGCCGCCCCGCGCUGAAGGCAGCGCCCCCCGCCAGCAGCAGCACAGAGCACAGGGAAAGCAGUGAGAAUUCCUUGGAAAGAUGCCUCUGGUGAAGAGGAACAUUGAACCUCGUCACCUGUGCCGUGGCGCUCUUCCUGAUGGGGUGACCAGCGAGCUGGAAUGUGUGACCAACAGCACCUUGGCUGCCAUCAUCAAGCAGCUGGGUAGCCUCAGCAGACAUGCUGAAGACAUAUUUGGAGAACUGUUCAAUGAAGCCAAUAGUUUCUAUUUGCGGAUGAACUCCCUGCAGGAGAGGGUGGAUCUUCUGGUGAUCAAGGUCACUCAAUUGGACUCGACGGUGGAGGAAGUUUCACUGCAAGACAUCAACAUGCGGAAAGCGUUCAAGAGCUCAACUGUGCAGAACCAGCAGGUGGUCUCUCGGAACUCCAUCCCUAACCCCGUGAUGGAGAUGUACCAACGCUGUGACAAGCCGCCACCGCUCAACAUCCUCACGGCAUACAGGGACGACAAGAAAGAUGGCCUCAAAUUUUACACCGACCCUUCAUAUUUCUUCAACUUGUGGAAGGAGAAGAUGCUGCAGGCGACUGAGGACAAGAGAAAGGAGAAACGUAGGCAGAAGGAGCAGCGGUUAGUGGAAGAUUCCACCCGGGAGGUGAAGAAAGUGAGAAAAGCCCGCAACCGGCGCCUGGAGUGGAACAUGAUGGCAUAUGAUAAAGAAUUCCGGCCCGAUAACAGGUUCUCACCAUCCCCAUAUCACAUGGCCUCAUCGGAAGGAUCACUGUCCCCAGACAAUAGAUCUUAUGCGUCAGAUGCAGCUGAUCACUCAUACCCGGCCAGUCCUAACCACCCUGCACAGCAGAUAUUAGCUCCAGCCUCACACCUGUCAACCGACAACAAAGAGAUCAUCCUGGUCGCUAACCAGGCCCAGGAACAUGUCUACAGGCCCUCAGCAGCAGGAAGCCGUCAGAACAGUCUCAACCGCGUCCAGCAGCCCCAUGUGCCACAGCAUCCAGAGGCUAUAUUGAAUGGACCAAGACCUCAGAUAGUCAAGGAGUAUGGUCCCCAGCAGAUGCCCCUGGCAGAAUACUUUGUGCCUCCUGCUCCUCCGCCCCCGCCCCCUGUGAUACCCUCUGCUCAGACUGCCUUCGACAGCCCCAUCUCAGCACCUCCCGCCAUGGCGGCCAGCGCUGCAGCCUCCGUGGCUCACUCGUCAUAUGCACCUUCCCCGCCUCCAGCUCCACCCUGCCCAUAUUCUGCUUCCCCCCCUCAGACUGGCCCGAUGGGGCCCCCCGUCGCACCUCCCCCACCUCCACCCGGUCCUCCAACAGUCGCUGCCUCGCCGGCUCACUCGGCAUCGCCCCCGGCGGCAGUGGUUGAACCUCGGAAACCUCAGAUCCCUCUGAUACCAAUGAGCGAUGCCCGGAGCGACCUGCUUGCUGCGAUUCGGAGGGGAAUUCAACUCCGGAAAGUCCAGGAACAGUGGGAGCAGGAGGCGAAGAAGGAACCGGUUGGCAAUGAUGUAGCCACUAUCCUGUCCCGCAGGAUUGCAGUGGAGUACAGCGAAUCAGACGAUGACUCGGAACUGGACGACAAUGAGUGGUCAGAUUAAGAGAGCUCAGCAUGCUGUGUUGGAGUGUCCUCCCCCCUCCCUGCUUCUCCACAAGAAGGUGUGUGUGGCUGGGUUUCCCUGAACGUGAAUGCUGAUCACCGUCAGCACUUAGUGUGACUUAUUCAGGAGCUUUGCUUUUACACCAUGUUGUAUUCUUGAAGAAAUGAUGGUAGUGUUGUCAGUGGAGAGUGCGCACAGGUGGGACAUGCUUUAAAAGCAGCAGUAACUGACAUCUGCCCAGAAUCCCGCCAGGUGUGGCUAUGACACUUUAAUAACGCUGAGAACACAAUGAGGCGAGGAUCAAUGGAGUUACUCUGGAUUUACACCAGGGUGGCCGCAAUCAGAAGCUGGUCCCACGCAUGUGUUUAUAGAGAAACAAAACUGCAGAAACAGCACUGCUUAUUUGGCCAGAUGUUAAUUUUAUAAUGAAAAGCUCCUGAAAAAGCAUCCUGUUCCCAUAGCAAAUACCGCCACGUGGUUAUAGGUGUCUAGAGACCACAAUUCACUUGUUUGUAUUUUCUGCAGAUGUUUAAAAUUGUUGGGAUUUGGACCGUAUGAGCCAGGGGAAAGCUGUGUUCAUUGCCAUGAAAGUUACAUGCAGAAAGAGUCUGUUUUCCCUUUAAAGUAAUGUCGUUAGCUUUGCGUUCUGACAGUCAGAAAGGAGAGUUCUCUGCUGUCUCCCAGUUUCACUUUUAAGAGCACAUCCUAGGGAGGCACAGAUGUUUGUGGCAUGGUUAUAUUUCCAGCUCUGCACUCAGAUUCCCUGGGGAAGAGCAUGAAAGGAAAGUUUAGUGUAAACCUGCUCUUCUUUUGCCAUCAGCAAAGAAACAAAGCCCUUGUUACUGAGUAGAAAGGAAUAAAGUCAGUUUAAAGAGAAAAGAACCUUGCAAUAGAUUUAAGUUGUCUAAGAACGAUCCUGAAGGCCUAGAAAUAACUGGCUGACAGUGCUGUCCUAUUGUUGUAUCACCUUAUUAUUAUUUGAAAUAAAAUUAACCAGGCUAAAUAUAACUCUCAGCCGCACUGAAGCAACCCCAUUGGAGUUAGUAGGGAGCAAUAUUUGUCCCUUUGGGUUGACUUUUGAUUUUCAGUUUCUAGUAUCUGAGAAUCUCCUUGUACAAUUGAGGUGAAUUCGGUCUUAUUCCCGAAAUAGUUAUUGAGGUAACAAUUCUUCCGCUUUUACUCAGGCUGAAUAGUACGGUACGCCACGAGCAGUGGUAAUGGGUCGGGAUGGAGUACAGCAAACCUGACAAUGACUCUGAACUGGGGGAUAAUGAGUAAGAUUGGUAGGAUCAGGCCCUGAAUUAAGAUGCUGAAAACACCAGUGAAUGCUAUGUGGUUUAUUAAUCCAAAUGGACAGUGAUUCAUAAAAGCAUUUUCAUGAAGAUACUGUCGGAGAAAAACACAGUUCUCACUUUUUGUUUGGGUACAGCAAGUCAGAUGCUUUAUUCUCUGCUUCCACAAUACUAAGGGAGAAGCCCUGAGAAUCCAAAGGGAUCCUGUGGGAAAUACUGAAAACCCACAGUAAGUUCUGAAAACUACAAGAGAACAGGAAAUGGAUUCUGACCAAUAGAAAACUGGCCAAUGUCAGCCUUGAGUCUAUAUGAUAUGGUCAAAUAGGGCCCCAGUGUUCCAGGGACAUGCACGCACACACCAGCAAACGCACCAUUUCUACUUCCCCAUCCGCAGUCUUGUCUGACUCAUGGGUGGUGAAUAAAACUGGAUUCUCUUAUUUCCCUCAUGGUAACAGGAAACUUGCACUUUGGCUCCACCCUCUGGCUUCUUUGUCCAUGCAGGUGACUGAAAAACAGCCAAGGGAGGGAUACAGGCAGGUAGUGGUCAGCCAGAGUGAGAGUGCCUUGGGUGCCUGCAGGCAGGAAGACCUGGUGAAGGGCAGAGAAGAUGUUGGCUGGAGCCCACAAGUGUCACUUCGUAUAGGGCCCCAUUUGGCUAGUGCCAUCGUUCACCCUUAUUCACUAGAGAAUGCGGCUCUCGAGCCAGCCUGCUUUGCAGGGAGAGGGGACGAGGGGGUUCGCUAUCCAAACCAAGCAGCAACAGUUCCUGAAACACUGCAGCUACACGGCAUAUGUCAGCCCAGCAACAGGAAAGGAAAAAGAAACCAAGAUAACAACCCAGCAGGAUGCAACACAGAUUCUCAUCGGCAUUGAUAUAGGACCAACAGCUCAGCUGCAGAUCCUGGGGCAAUGGGAAUGUUAAGCAGACAUAGAAGGAGCUGGUGCCAUGUUGCUGAGCUGGGAAUUCAUGGUGUGCAGUAGUUACACCAAAGGCUCUUGCUCCUACCAUCAUCUUGUCUCUGUUUAGAACUAGCAGGCAGCCCCCAACCUGAGAAAUGGAAAAUACAGAGGUAGGAAGCUGCAAGCCAAACCCUGAUCUCUUUACUCAGGCAAGUAGCGCCACUGAAGUCAAUGAUGCUACUUUCCUCAGUGAGGCGAGCAGGAUUGGACCCCUACUGCAAGAGCAGGAAAAGCCUUGUACAUUAAAAAUAACAUAUACAAAACCACAUAAGUAUUUAUUAUAUAGUGUUGUUAAUAUAUGCAUGAUUUUGAUGUGACCCACAAAUGAAGAGAAAUCCCAGACUCAUGGGCUUGAUGUGUAAGAUUAAAAACAUAACAUAUUCCGACAUAAAGUGAAUGCUAAAGA
Messenger RNA from Malaclemys terrapin pileata, 4285 nucleotides. Its product is annotated as actin-binding protein WASF3-like. The transcript has 9 exons. The coding region runs from base 98 to 1627 and encodes 509 amino acids. The record is from RefSeq and is a predicted model, not a curated record. NCBI's taxonomy places the organism in Eukaryota, Metazoa, Chordata, Testudines, Emydidae. Gene Ontology annotation, biological process: positive regulation of Arp2/3 complex-mediated actin nucleation; actin cytoskeleton organization. Gene Ontology annotation, cellular component: cytoskeleton. Gene Ontology annotation, molecular function: protein kinase A regulatory subunit binding; Arp2/3 complex binding; actin binding.